Molecule: messenger RNA, 1942 nt
Organism: Oryzias latipes (Japanese medaka)
Lineage: Eukaryota; Metazoa; Chordata; Actinopteri; Beloniformes; Adrianichthyidae
Source: RefSeq, a predicted model, not a curated record
CGUCGCUCGGUUCUCUUUAGCCAACAUGGCAGGAGGUGUGCGGAGAAAACCUGCAGUUUCCCCGUCUCCACUGUGGGGGAAAAUCCACGCAGUUUGGAAAGACAAGCAUUUGGUCUUGUUCAAAACGGAAUACACAUUUUUAGUCGUUUCAGUAUUGUGGUUUCUUGAAAUCGGAAUCAAUUUUUGGGUGAUACAGAGAGUAGCAUACACUGAAAUCGACUGGAAAGCUUAUAUGGACGAAGUGGAGGGAGUCAUCAAUGGAACCUAUGAUUACACCCAGCUGAAAGGAGACACCGGCCCUUUAGUGUACCCAGCCGGAUUUGUCUACGUCUUCACUGCUCUGUACUACAUUACCAACCAUGGGACGAACAUCCGCUUGGGCCAGUAUAUUUUUGCAGUUUUUUACCUCAUCACACUGCUGCUUGUCUUCAGAAUAUACAACCGAACAAAGAAGGUUCCGCCCUAUGUAUUCUUCUUCGUGUGUUGUGCAUCCUAUCGGAUCCAUUCCAUCUUUGUGCUUCGUCUCUUUAACGAUCCAGUGGCCAUGAUGUUGCUUUUUGCAUCCAUCAAUCUAUUCAUCGAUGGAUACUGGACUGUGGGAUGUGGCCUUUACAGUUUAGCUGUGUCUGUGAAAAUGAACGUCCUUCUUUUUGCCCCUGGGCUCCUUUUCCUUCUCCUGUGGGAAUUUGGUCUUAUGAGGACAAUCCCUAAUCUGUCAUUGUGUGCAGGGAUUCAGCUUUUGCUGGGGCUCCCAUUUCUCUUGGAGAAUCCAGUUGGUUAUGUGAGCCGGGCCUUUGAUCUCGGCCGGCAGUUCUUGUUUAAGUGGACCGUCAACUGGCGCUUCCUUCCAGAAUGGCUUUUCUUGAACCGCUACUUCCACUUGGCGCUGCUGGCUGCUCACCUGCUCGCCCUGCUGCUUUUUGCUUUGACUCGUUGGAAAAGACCCGGACAAAGCGUUUUUGAACUCCUCAAGGAACCGAGCAAAAGGAAAGUCCCUGCUCAGAAAAGCUCAGCGGAUCAGAUAGUUCUGGUUCUGUUCACUUCUAACUUCAUUGGCAUGUGCUUCAGCCGUUCGCUGCAUUACCAGUUCUAUGUGUGGUACUUCCACACUCUGCCUUACCUGCUUUGGAGCGGGGGAGUCGAGAAGCUUGCACACCUGCUCAGAGUCCUGAUCCUGGGUCUCAUCGAACUCUCAUGGAACACCUAUCCCUCAACAAACAGCAGCUCAGCCUCGCUCCACGUCUGUCACCUCAUCGUCCUCCUUUGUCUGUGGCUGGCUCCACCUCUGCCCGCUGCCCCAUCAGAAGCCCAGGAGCACACAGCUGAUAAGGACAAACGCCACUGAGCCACACAGCAGGACCGGAAGUUGGUCUUACCAGCUGCUGUUUCUGCCUUUGCUUCAGCUAACAUCCUCACAAAGGGAAGCCACUGUGCUGGACUGUUCUGUUCUGUAAGGACACACUCACUCUCAUCUGUCUGUUGCUGAACAUCACAGAGGGUGAUGUUUUUGGAGUAAAAGGGAUGCCAGUACAGCUAAUUCCACUCGUAGAGGAAAUGAAUGGAGUCUCAGGUUUCAUUUUUAGUCAAAAAGUGUGCAGCUCAUUGUGACAAAUCUUUGAAUGUUUUGCUGUGUGAAAGUUGUCUUUUUAUGACGUCCUAAAUUGCUAGUUUACAUUAGCAAACUGUCACUAACUUUAGUUUUUUCCCUCUUUUUGCUGUGUACAAAGAAAGCAAUACAUUAAAGAACCUCAAUGACUUCCCAAAGAAAGAUACAGAGACGCUGUACAUUAACUGAACAUUUGGCAAUUGUUUGACAUUUCUAUUGUAAUAGACCCGACAAAAGCAAUCCUUAUGUUUUUCACACAGGUCUUCAAAAGUGAACUGUAGUUAUCCCAUUAGUUUCAGAAUAAAAUGACAAAUCCUGUUAUUUUGUUUAUCCUAA